CACUGUCCUCUCUAUGCUUCAGCAAUGGCUUUGGCUGCUCUGAAAGAAGAACUCACCUGCUCCAUCUGUCUGAACAUUUAUACAGAUCCUGCAACACUGAAAUGUGGACACAGCUUCUGCGGGGAGUGUAUAGAGAAUGUGCUCGAAACACAGUCUGCAUCUGCAAAUUUUAAAUGCUUUACUUGUCCUGAAUGCAGAGGAGAGUUUGAGGCGUUCUCAAUGCCGCAGAAGAAUGUAAGUCUACAUAACAUAGCAAAGCAUGUCCUCUCUGCCAAGCAGGAAAAGGCAGUCGUAGAGAUCUUUUGCACUUACUGUAUUCAGUCACAGGUACCAGCCAUUAAAUCCUGCCUCUGGUGUGAGGCUUCAUUGUGUGAUGACCACCUGAAGGUUCACAGCAAGUCUAAAGAGCACAUCCUCAUAGAGCCCAUGACUUCAACAGCAAACAGAAAAUGUUCAAUUCAUGAUAAUGCCCUCUUGUAUUACUGCACAGAGGACACCUUGUGUGUCUGCGUCUCCUGUAGCCUGGCUGAAGAACACAAGGGUCACCAUAUUGAAUCAUUGAACGAAGCCUCCGAGAGGAUUAAAGGAAGUCUGAGGGAUCUUCUGAGAAAUCUAACCUUAAAGAGACAGGAGACCAAAAUGUAA
This is a messenger RNA of Bufo gargarizans (Asiatic toad), 645 nucleotides long. RefSeq names its product E3 ubiquitin/ISG15 ligase TRIM25-like. Lineage: Eukaryota; Metazoa; Chordata; Amphibia; Anura; Bufonidae. The record is from RefSeq and is a predicted model, not a curated record. The coding region runs from base 25 to 645 and encodes 206 amino acids. Gene Ontology annotation, molecular function: zinc ion binding. The transcript has a single exon.